AUGCCACGAACGUACGACGAAGAAUUAGGUUAUAUCGAGAGAAUAAAUGCACAUUGCUGGAGAAUAAAGAAAGGAUUUGUUCCAAAUAUGAACGUAGAAGGAAUAUUUUAUGUUAAUUCCCAUUUAGAAAAACUAAUGUUUGAAGAAUUGCAAAUGUCCUCAAAAUAUGGUGGUGUAGGAGGAUUUUUACCGGGAAUGAAACAAAUUGCAAAUGUAGCUGCAUUACCGGGAAUAGUUGGACGUUCUGUUGGUUUGCCGGAUGUCCAUUCUGGGUAUGGCUUUGCCAUUGGAAAUAUGGCUGCAUUUGAUUAUAAUGAUCCAAAAGCUAUUGUUUCUCCGGGUGGUGUUGGCUUUGAUAUUAAUUGUGGUGUACGUUUACUGAGAACAAAUUUAACCGAGAAAGAUGUACAACCAGUUAAAGAACAACUAGCACAAAGUAUGUUUGAUCAUAUUCCGGUUGGCGUUGGUUCGAAAGGUGUUAUACCAAUGAAUGCCAAAGAUCUUGAAGAAGCACUUGAAAUGGGUAUGGAUUGGUCAUUGAGAGAAGGUUAUUCAUGGGCCGAAGACAAAGAACAUUGUGAAGAAUAUGGCCGUAUGUUACAAGCUGAUCCUUCAAAAGUAUCACAACGGGCGAAAAAGCGGGGUCUACCACAAUUAGGUACAUUAGGUGCUGGAAAUCAUUACGCUGAAAUACAAAUUGUUGAUGAAAUCUAUGAUAAAUUUGCUGCGGGAAAAAUGGGUAUCGAUUUUAAAGGACAAGUUUGUGUUAUGAUACAUUGUGGAAGUCGAGGAUUGGGACACCAAGUUGCUACAGAUUCAUUAGUUGCGAUGGAAAAAGCGAUGAAACGCGAUAAUAUCCUAACAAAUGAUCGUCAAUUAGCUUGUGCCUUGAUUAAAUCCGAAGAAGGACAAGAUUAUCUUAAAGGGAUGUGUGCGGCAGCAAAUUAUGCCUGGGUCAAUCGUUCAUCAAUGACAUUUUUAGCUAGACAAGCAUUUGCCCGUAUAUUCAAAACUGCCCCGGAUGAUUUAGAUAUGCAUUUAAUCUAUGAUGUCUCUCAUAAUAUUGCCAAAAUCGAAGAACAUGUAAUGAGCGAUGGAAAACAAAAAACAUUAUUAGUUCAUCGAAAAGGAGCAACAAGAGCUUUUCCCCCACAUCAUCCAUUAAUACCAGUUGACUAUCAACUAACAGGACAACCCGUUCUUAUUGGAGGAACAAUGGGUACAUGUAGUUAUGUGUUAACUGGAACUGACGAAGGAAUGCGUGAAACAUUUGGUUCAACGUGUCAUGGCGCUGGACGUGCAUUGUCUCGUGCCAAAUCUCGACGUAAUCUUAAUUGGUAUGACGUACUUGAUGAUUUAAGAGAGAAAGGAAUUGCUAUACGUGUAGCCUCGCCUAAACUUGUUCAAGAAGAAGCGCCGGAUUCAUAUAAAAAUGUAACUGAUGUUGUUGAAACAUGUCAUGCAGCCGGUAUUAGUAAACUAUGUGUAAAAUUGCGACCAGUGGCGGUUAUUAAAGGUUAA
Messenger RNA from Didymodactylos carnosus, 1521 nucleotides. The record is from the annotation of a GenBank genome assembly. NCBI's taxonomy places the organism in Eukaryota, Metazoa, Rotifera, Eurotatoria, Philodinida, Philodinidae.